Amborella trichopoda is the source of this 2396-nucleotide messenger RNA. It is a transcript of the gene ALF4, whose product is annotated as aberrant root formation protein. Lineage: Eukaryota; Viridiplantae; Streptophyta; Magnoliopsida; Amborellales; Amborellaceae. The record is from RefSeq and is a predicted model, not a curated record. Gene Ontology annotation, molecular function: ubiquitin-protein transferase inhibitor activity. Gene Ontology annotation, cellular component: cytoplasm.
AUGUCUCUCUCUGAUUUGAACCCUCCCAAUCCUCUCUCUCUCUCGAUGCCCUUCGCGCUUGGAGGAACUUCAAUCAUCUACAGGAACCUCGAAACUUCUUCCGCACAGAUGAGAGAGAUUGAGCCUCGAGCAAGCAAACAGGAAGAGUCAUCCAUGGAAGAUCCUGAAGCGUCGUCAAGUGACACUGCUCCUCCCAAUUUCGACGAAGAAGUCGUCGCUCGCUUAGAAGAAGCAGCGUCUCUUUGCUCUAAGGCUCUGGUGAGUUAUGACUCUCUGCAAUGUGAGAAGGCCAUCGAUGUCUUUGUCAAUUUGCUUGAAGGCGUCUCUGAAGCUGCCAUUGCUAAUCCAGAGAACCUUUCGCUAAAGGACCGCGCUUAUGAGUGUCUCGAUUUUACUUAUCGAAUUCUCUCUCCUCCAUAUUCAAACCAGAUUCUUGUGGAUGCUCUUUCUUUAGAGCUGCCAAAGGCAGUUGCCAAGUUUGCUGGUAUUUCUGAGAAAUGCUUAGAGGUUGCGGAACAUAUAACUGAUUACCUUUGCAUGGCUUGUAACCCAAGGGACAUGCUUUCCAUUCUAUGUGAGGCUCUAGAUUCCCUUAACAAAGAAUGCAAUGAGCCGGCAUUUUUUCUCCCACUUUUUUGUGGGAUUUCCAGAGUUUUCUGUUGUAUUCAAAGGCGCCACUUGGAGCAGAUAAAACGAGCACUGCCUGCAAUAUUCUCUGUUUUGGAGUCUGCAACUUCCAAGUUAGGAGAUGAAGUCAAGUAUUCUUUGGAAGAUUUGAUGCAGAGAACGAUGUCUAUUGUGUUCUCUGUGCAAGAAGUUUGCAAAAAUUCAGAGGGAUGGAACAAAGAACAGCUUACUGCUUUACUUGGUGCUUGUGUGUUAGAACUUAUGGCUAUUAUUUGCAGGGUCAGUGUUGCAGAUGAAUUUUCACGGGUAUUUCCUUUUGUGUCACAACUGUCAGAGAUCAUUUCUUCUUGUAGAUUAUCAUAUCUUGGCCUAUUAACUGGAAGUGAGUUUGAUGCAAUUGCCAACUUGACAUUGAAUGAGGAUGAGGAUUUCAUGAAGUGUUUUUCCCAUGUGAGGCUUGGAGCUUCUCUAGCAGUCAUAUGGGGCUAUAUUUAUGAUGAAGUUGCAAAAGCUGCCGGUGAAGAUUUUGGGAGUGUUAGGAACAGAAUUCAAAUUUGUCAAAGCGAAAGAUGGAAAGCACUUUGCAUAUUCAGAGACUUGCUUUCCUCUUUGCUUUACUCAUUUAAACUAAAAAGUCAUGCCAUUGACUUUAUACUUAGCAUUUUGGAGGGCAAUUUUCCUAAAAAAUGCUAUGAUCAAAGUGCUGAGCUUUCCUCCAGCAUGACUAGUCUCUUUGCUUUGCUACAGGCUGUUCAAAUAGUCAUGGUUUAUGCUCCAGAUCCAGUGUUACGAAAGAAAGCUUUCACUGCUCUAAAGUGGGUUCUUCGAGAGCUUCCACCUAAUCAACGUUUUGACAUGUUUAAAGCUCUUUUCACAAACAGCGAGUAUCCAUCAAUGACCGCAUUGCUAUUAGAUCUUGUCAGAGAGGAAGUUUUGGAUGAAGCCACUUCCAUGAAUCGUGAGAAGUAUUCUACACAAAAUAAUGAAAGCAUCAAAGGUGAUGAGGACUCAGUUCAAUGUUCACCCUUUUGCAGUCAGGAUGUUCUAGAGCUGGUAGAGUUGGUCUUGAGACCUCCAAAAGGGGGGCCCCCUGAGCUUCCCGAGCAAUGUGAUGCGAUCUCAUCUGCUCUCAAUUUGUACAGAUUUCUUGUAAUGUUGGAAACAUCAGGGAAAGCAAACUACAAAGGUGUGAUUUCAAGAAGCAAUUUGCAAAAGGCUUACACAGAAUGGCUUCUUCCUCUACGAACUCUAGUUUCAGGUACUUUAGCUGAAAAUGAGAAGGACCGCAGUGACAUUGCUAUCAGCAUUAGCUGUUCCAUAAAUCCUGUUGAAUUUCUUCUGUAUCACUGCCUUGAAUUAGUAGAAGACUGCCUAAAACACUCUAGAGCAUGAUUUAGUUGUAUUCAUGGGCUUAGAAUUCCAUAGAAAUUUGUUGAAGAAGGGAGCAGUGGCUCUUGCACCAUCCUUUGGAUGUUCCCUUAAAUGUGUAUAUCAUUGAGCAGUGGCUCUUGCACCAUCCUUUGGAUGUUCCCUUAAAUAUGUAUGUCAUCCAUUGGAAGAUCAUCAUGAUCAUCAUCAUCCUCAGAAUAUUUUCCCAACUAUUCGGAUUUGGCUACACGAAUCCUGAUCCGUCAUCCUGUUCUAUCAAGGGUCAUACCUUCAGUAAGGCUACGUUGGAAGAUGAAUGAAAACCAAAGUGACUUCUUUCAUGCCUCAUAUGUUAUCUCAGGAUUCUUUACUCUAUUAUGGAACUGUGUGGCUUUAGAUCA